AUGGGGCUACCUGAUUUAUUCAUUCACUGGAUUAGAAUCUGCAUAUCCAUAGCUUCCUUCUCUGUCUCAGUUAAUGGUAGCUUGGAGGGUUUCUUCUCAAGUGCGAGAGGCUCCUUAUGGGUAUCUUCGGUUCACCAUUAUCUCCUGCGUCAUAGCUCUUUUUGGGAUGUUCGAGAUGACACUAUGGAAUCAUGGAUAUGGAGAAAACUCUUAAAGAUGAGAACAUUGGCAUAUCAGUUCAUCAAGGUUGAUAUUGGAAAUGGUAAGAAAUCUUUCUUCUGGCAUGAAAACUGGCUGCGCAUUGGUAGACUCAUUGAUCUCACAGGAGCAACUAGUACACGAUAUCUUGGAGUUACUCGAAAUGCUCGGGUUCAUGAUGCAGUGUCUUCAGGCCAAUGGAGUGUAAGGGGGCAAAGAAGCCGGAAUUUUAAAGAGCUACAUCAGAUGAUUCAAGCAGAACCUAUACCUAGUAUUGAGUUGGGCGAAGACACUUAUCUAUGGAAACAUGAGCAUGGUGUUUAUGAGGAGAAGUUCUCAGCGGUCAGGACAUGGGAUCUAAUAAGAUGUAAGAAGAAUGAAGUGGUUUGGAGUCGCAGUGUCUGA
Molecule: messenger RNA, 603 nt
Organism: Brassica napus (rape)
Lineage: Eukaryota; Viridiplantae; Streptophyta; Magnoliopsida; Brassicales; Brassicaceae
Exons: 2
Coding region: 1-603 (200 amino acids)
Source: RefSeq, a predicted model, not a curated record